Molecule: messenger RNA, 1062 nt
Organism: Echinostoma caproni
Lineage: Eukaryota; Metazoa; Platyhelminthes; Trematoda; Plagiorchiida; Echinostomatidae
Source: the annotation of a GenBank genome assembly
AUGGCAUCGAUCAAUGUGGCUGAAUUUCGUCAACGAGGUUCCGAAAUGGUCCAAUAUGUGGCCAACUACUUAGAGCAUAUUGGUCAACGCAACGUGUUCCCUCAAAUCUCACCGGGCUAUUUGGCUCCGAUGAUCCCAAAAGAGGCGCCGGAAUAUCCGGAAUCGUGGGAGGAUAUCAUCAGUGAUGUGGAACGUGUCGUGAUGCCUGGGAUGACCCACUGGCAGCAUCCGCGCUUUCAUGCCUACUUCCCCUCGGGUACUUCCGGACCAUCUAUGUGUGCUGAUAUCCUGGCCAAUGGUCUGGGAUGUAUUGGAUUCACCUGGGCCCACAGUUCCGUUGAACGUGCCGGGCUGAUUAGCAUGUUACAACUACGUCAGAUCCGGUCCAAUGACAAACACGAAAUGACCGGAGAAGAUCUGGAACGAGCGAUUAACAAAGACCUGGCAAAAGGUUUGAUGCCUUUCUUUUGCACUGCCACAUUGGGGACCACAGGAUGUUGCUCAUUCGAUCGAUUGGAAGAAGUGGGCAAAGUUUGUCAAAAGUAUGGUAUUUGGUUACAUGUGGAUGCGGCGUAUGCUGGCUCCGCGUUCAUCUGCCCCGAAUAUCGACCCUGGCUGAACGGGAUUGAGUAUGCCAUGUCAUUUGUGUUCAAUGCGCAUAAAUGGCUCCUGGUCAAUUUCGAUUGCUCUUGUGUUUGGUUCAAGGAGGUGGAUUGGGUUAUCAAGUCGUUCAACGUGGAUCCCACCUAUUUGAAGCAUAAACAUCAGGGUGUGGUCCCGGAUUUUCGUCAUUGGCACAUCCCACUUGGACGGAAAUUUCGUUCCCUCAAAUUGUGGUUCAUUCUUAGACGGUUCGGUGUUGAAUCGCUACGCAACUAUAUUCGCAAUCAUAUCAAUUUGGCACACCAGUUCGAAUCGUGGAUGCGUGCGGAUGGUCGUUUCGAAAUUGUGCAUGAGGUCCGGUUGGCUGUGGUGUGUUUUCGACUGAUGAGUAUUAUCAAUUUCAGGAGUAUUGCCUCUCGCAAAUGUGUGAGACCUGACCUAAUUGCAGAACGUAUGUGA